Seminavis robusta is the source of this 2952-nucleotide messenger RNA. NCBI's taxonomy places the organism in Eukaryota, Bacillariophyta, Bacillariophyceae, Naviculales, Naviculaceae. The record is from the annotation of a GenBank genome assembly.
AUGAUGAAUCGGUCCCAAAAGUCGGCACGUUCAAGUGACACCAAGGGAGACACAAACUACUUCAACCAGAGGAGCAAGCUCAAUCAACCCAACGAGAGCCGACACUUGAAGAUGAAAUCCAAACGAAGGGGCAAGAGCAAGAGUUAUUCUUACGACAGUUAUUAUUACUACGAAGAAGAAGAGAGGUGGGAAGAACGACAACCUUUCCUGGAAAACGCACAGUUUGUUGCCUAUCCCGUUGUUACCACACAAUCACAUACCAAUGCCGAUACUACCCAAUAUGUGCUAUUGCCAGUGCAAGUGCACAACACUGUUCCUGCUACUGUUACAGUCAUCGACAAUCAGCAAGUACAACAACCUGUAACGGUGGUGACAACCCCUCAGAACAACAUAUUCCAGCAGCAAAAUCAGGUACUUGUAGCACAACAGCCUCCACCACCGCCUCCUACAUAUCGUAGCAGACGAAGCAAGUCUGGGGGAAUGAGCAAAUCGAGAAGUACAUCUAGCAGCAGACGGCGAAGACGCAGGGAAGAACGUCGCAGACGAUGGGAGCAAAGAAACUACGUUGUGACGGUUGUGACUCCCAGAAACCCAGAACCAAUACACACGCCACAGCCCCUCACGUUGCCUCCAAUAACCUACCCACCAUUCACGUUCCCUCCCAUAACCUACCCGCCUUUCACUUUGCCUCCCUUCACGUUCCCUCCCUACACCUUGCCUCCAGUUACUCUCCCACCGGUCACUUUGCCACCAACGUCGCCACCUCCAACAUCGGUGGCUCCAACCGCGAGUCCUCCUGUCACUGUACCGCCCACGACGUCGACCCCAAUCGCACUGCCCCCAGCUCCAAUGACGACCACCCCCACUCUCAAUGCAGCAUCUCCCAACCCGACAGUGGCUCUGCCCCUGGACGUUGUCGAUACUGUGUCGACAUUGAAUUUCGUUAUGGAUUUUGGGUUCACCGGGACUCCUCGAGAGCCCACCCAGGAAGAGAUCGAUGGUAUUCUGACACAGACAGAACUGUUCAACUCGGAUGUGUUGAGAGCCGCGUUUCCAACAACUUUUGAGAGCUUUCAGUUGGCUGAAGUCGGAAAUGCCAGUGAACUGCGAGGGCCUUUUACCAACACCUUCAUAUCGUAUGCCGGACAGACACGGUUUCGCCCGACUCCAGCAACUCGGCAGAUUGUCACUAGCACCACAACACCAACCCAGGCAGAUGUUGAGAGUGUGAUCAAUGGGGCUGAUUAUCAAGGAGAGUUUAACUAUGUUCCCAAUGCGACUCCAGAUGGAACAAUCUUUGCCUUGACAACCAGUGUGGUUUCUACUGGGGGGACGUCGGCUCCUACGUCUGCAACGACAACCACUGUGCCUGAUAUGACCACAGCACCAUCAGCGACUGGCACAAGCCCUGGAACGCCGGCUGGCACGACGACCACCGCCCCAGGAACGUUGCAGCCAUCCGCUGGAGGCACGCCAGCAGCAUCUCCAGGUGUCACCACGGCUGUUCCAGGAGCAACCACAAUAAACCCAUCUGUUAUCGGAACACCAGCGGGAUCGCCAGGAGUCACUACCCUGGUACCAGGAGCAACCACAAUAAACCCAUCUGUUAUCGGCACACCAGCAGGUUCACCAGGAGUUACAACGGCUGUUCCAGGUGCAACAACCAUCAACCCAUCUGGUAUCGGUACACCAGGGGUGACGACAGCUGUUCCAGGAGCAACCAUCAUACCAUCGCUUCCAGCGACAACCGUCGUGCCUGUUCCAGGAGUCACUAUAAUACCGUCGCUUCCUGCAACGACCAUCAACCCUUCUGUCAUUGGGACGCCUGCAGCAACCAUCAUACCAUCGCUUCCAGCGACAACCGCCGUGCCUGUUCCAGGUGUCACGAUAAUACCGUCCCUUCCUGCAACGACCAUCAACCCUUCUGUCAUUGGGACGCCUGCAGCAUCACCUGGAGUCACCACGGCAAUUCCUGGAGCAACCAUUAUACCAUCGCUUCCAGCCACAACCGUCGUGCCUGUUCCAGGUGUCACAAUAGUACCGUCGGUUCCUGCAGUCCCCGGUGCCACAACCAUAGUACCAUCCGUUCCCGCAGCAACACCGGCAACGACCACAGCCGCCACGGCCAUUCCCACAGUGGAUUUACAGAGCUGCACCCUCUUGAUGCUUGUUUCAGAUGCCAAUCUUGACACUGUACUAUCCCAAGAAGAAUUUGUUGGCUUUGUCAGUGCCAUGACCAACUUUCAAAUUGGAGCAGUGCCAUUUGAAAGUUUGCCAAUGGCGUUUCAAGACAUCUACAAUGCGUUUGCUAUACCCGGGAUAGGCUUGGACAUUGCAGGAGCUGAUCCCUUGGUUCCAGCCACUCCGGAGCAGGCAAUCGCGUUGGAAUUUAUCUGUUCCAGUACCAAUCAAGCGAUAGUUGACUCUGCCUCUGCUGCAGCCGUCCCAGCAGCAUUGGCACCUGGACUGCCCGCUGCAGCCACAGCUGCCGCCACCGUUGCAGCCACCGCUGCAACGACGGCUGUAGUUACAACCGCACCCGGAUUAUCUUUGGCAAAUCCGAAUAUUCCACCAGGUCCCAACAUCCUUGGAAGACGAAGAGAUCCAAUGCCUCGAGCAUCAAUUUCCGCAACGACCAUUGCCCCUACCCCAACUCCAACAAUGGAUUUUCAGAUCUGCUCACUCCUGAUGCUAUUGUCAGACACCAACUUUGACAUUGAGCUGUCGCAAACUGAAUAUGUUGCCUUUGUCAAUGGGAUGACAAACUAUCAACUUGGAGCUGUGGCAUUUGAAAGUUUGCCUUUUGGCUUUCAAAACAUUUAUAACUUUUUUGCAGCAGCAGGGGGUGGCUUGGACAUUGAAGGAGCUGAUCCAUUGAUACCAGUCACAAAGGCUCAAACAGCCAGAAUAGAACAUAUAUGUACCCGUGUCAAUCAAGCAAUUGUUGGCUGA